Molecule: messenger RNA, 1353 nt
Organism: Austrofundulus limnaeus
Lineage: Eukaryota; Metazoa; Chordata; Actinopteri; Cyprinodontiformes; Rivulidae
Product: solute carrier organic anion transporter family member 1C1-like
Exons: 10
Coding region: 1-1353 (450 amino acids)
Biological process (GO): transmembrane transport; sodium-independent organic anion transport
Cellular component (GO): basolateral plasma membrane
Molecular function (GO): nucleic acid binding
Source: RefSeq, a predicted model, not a curated record
AUGAAGGAUCAUGGAGGGCCUUUGGGAAUCUUGUAUAUUGAUGAUUAUGCUGAGUUUGAGAAUUCUGCUUUGUAUAAUGGCUGUGUUCAAACAUUUGGCGUUAUUGGUUCUGCAUUUGGAUUGUUGCUGGAGUCACUAUGCACCAAAGUCUAUGUUGAUAUUGGAUAUGUAGACAUGGUCACCAUCAUGCCUGACGAUGUCCACUGGGUGGGAGCAUGGUGGCUGGGCUACCUCAUUGCUGGCAUCAUCACCCUCAUGUCUGGUGUUCUUUUCUGGUUCUUGCCUAAGUCACUGCCAAUUCCUGUAGAUAAACAUGAUGGCAGCUGCACUCCAGACCAGACCAGGUUUAUCACCAUGAAUCACAAGCUCCAACCAGAAGAGCCGGCUAAUUUACAUCUGAUGGCUAAAGAAUUUGUGCCAACAUUAAAGAGCCUUCUUGGGAACCCUGUAUACAUCAUCUACCUGUGUGUGGUGACAAUUCAGUUAAACUCUCUCAUUGGUAUGGCCACCUACAAGUCUAAAUACACUGAGCUACAUUAUGGCUACUCAGCAUCAAAAGCCAAUUUUCUUAUGGGCAUGAUUAACAUCCCAGCUGUUGCCCUUGGGAUGCUCUCUGGAGGGGUUGUCAUGAAGAAGUACAAGCUGGGUGUCCUGGGAGCAGUUAAAUUUGCCUUUGGGACUUCACUACUGGGCUACUUCCUGUCUCUCUUAUUCUUGGUCAUGGGCUGUGAGAACUCCAAAGUGGCUGGCAUCACAGUUUCAUAUGCUGGGCUGUGUAAGGGCUAUUUGACCAAGAAGGACAGUGAUGGGGUGCUGCACCAGAUUACCUGGCCUCCACGGUCACUGGACCUGAACUCAAUCGAGAUGGUUUGGGGUGAGCUGGACCGCAAAGUGAAGACAAAAGAGCCAACAAGUGCUAAGCAUCUCUGGGAACUCCUACAAGACUGGUGCACUAAGCCUGAGCUAAAAUCCCUGGCUCUUGGAAUUCACACUCUGGCUUUGCGAGUCUUGGCAGAAGUACCUGCUCCCAUAUACUUUGGAGCCAUAACAGAUUCAUCCUGCCUCACAUGGGGAUACAACACAUGUGGAGAAAAAGGUCAUUGCAGAAUAUACAACAAUACAGCUUAUAGGACAGAUGUGUGCCUGGGCCUCACAUUUGGAUUGAGGGCCAUCUCUUUCUUACUCUGCAUUUGGGGUUUUGCUCUGCUCAAAAGACACAUUCUGAGAGAGGAGACAAAGGCUGAUGGGAAGAGUGAGCUGGAGUUUCUGAGUAAAGAGGAGAACAGCUCCGCUGAUUAUGAGCAGCUUAUACAGUCCUCAGACUCCAGCCCUGACAGAGAGACUCACCUGUGA